UAGAGAAUCCAAGCAUUGUGAUAUCAUAAUUCAAAUAUAUAAUAUUUUCAUCCUUCAAGUUAAACUUAAGAAAUCCUCUUGCGACCCAUGUAUCAAAGCUUAUGGUGAUUCUUUCAUUUUUGAGGUUUUUUUCGAGGUGUCUAGGAAAAGACCUGAUAUAGAGGUUGCAAACUUGGGGUACAAUUAUAAUAUAGCUAUUUUGGCCUGA
This is a messenger RNA of Dentiscutata heterogama, 208 nucleotides long. NCBI's taxonomy places the organism in Eukaryota, Fungi, Glomeromycota, Glomeromycetes, Diversisporales, Gigasporaceae. The record is from the annotation of a GenBank genome assembly.